Lactuca saligna is the source of this 2069-nucleotide messenger RNA. The record is from the annotation of a GenBank genome assembly. Lineage: Eukaryota; Viridiplantae; Streptophyta; Magnoliopsida; Asterales; Asteraceae.
GGCAUGUAAGGUGCGGUUGCCCACACCAACGCUCUAAAAAACGAAAGCGGUGCAUAUCUUGUAUUAUAUGCUUUCAUAGUUUCAUCCUCCGUCUCCUUCACUUCAUUCUCUUACCUGAAAAAUCGAGGAUCAUCAGUCUUAAUCUUAGAUCUUGUCCUAAUAGGUGUUGCGGUUUUUCGAAUAGUUUGCAUGUGUGUUCUUUUGUUAGUUUUUAUUCGUAUGAACAUAUGCACAUUGUUGAGUGAUAUCCUGAUCAAUUUCAUAACUCUUUCCACUGAAAUUCUUUGUUUAUCUGAGCUUGGCGAUUUGCCUUUGAAUUUAUAAUUAGGAAUUAAGAAACCCCAAAGCGAUUCUUCUCAAUACAUUGCGUAUAAACCCUAGUGUCUUACAAUUAGGCAAAAAUUUGAAUCUUUUCUUUAACGUCUUAACAUCCAAAUUGAAUAUAGAUGAGGACGCUACAAUUAAGAAACAAAAACAACGAACAAAUCCACCUCCAACUUUCCUUUUUUCCUUAGUUUUCUUUUGGAUAAACGAGUUAACUUGUUGAUAAAACACGAUUCCAUUGAUUUGUAGGGAAGAAGCGACAAAAUGCAUAUGGAAUUUGAAGACUAUAUAACUGAUCUCCCCCAAAGUAUUAUCGAAAUCAUACUAACAAAACUUCCAUUGAGAGAAGCUGUAAGAACAAGUAUAUUAUCUUCUAAAUGGAGAUACAAAUGGGCUACACUUACACACCUUGAGUUUGAUGACAAAUGUGUAUCCGGGACCCACGAUAGAUCACUUGCAGAAACCAAUCUUGUAAAAUUUAUAACUCGGUUUCUUUUUCUUCAUGAUGGACCUAUCAAUAGAUUCUCUCUAUCUACAGCUUAUUUACAAAGCUCCCCUGAUGUAGAUCAAUGGCUGCUUUUCUUAUCAAGAAAAGAUGUUAAAGAAUUGCUUCUUGAGUUAGGUGAAGGCGAGUGGUUUAGAGCACCUUCAUGUCUUUUCUCAUGUAAAAAAUUGAUUCGAUUGGAGCUUGUUAGAUGUGAGUUAGAUCCUCCAUUAUCUUUCAAAGGGUUCCCAUAUCUUAAACACCUUAAUCUUCAACAAGUUCUUAUUGCUCCUGAAGCUGUUGAGAAUUUUAUCUCGGGUUGCACUCUUCUUGAAAGUUUGACUUUAUCGUAUUUUGAUAGUUUAGAACUCACAAUUCGUGCUCCAAAUCUAAAGUUUUUAAUCUUGGAAGGUGAGUUUAAAGAUAUUUGUCUUGAAAAUACUCCAAAAUUGGUUGCUAUAUCUGUUGCUAUGUACAUGACUGAUGAUAUUGCUGAACAUUUUGGUCAAAGUUCAAGUUGUAAUUUUGAUAAGUUUCUUGGUGGUGUUCCUUCUCUUCAAAGACUCAUUGGACAUAUUUACUUUACAAAGUAUAUGAGUAUAGGCAACACCUUUGGGAAAACAGAGAUGACAUACAAACAGCUAAAAGUUAUUGAAUUGUAUCAAGUAAGCUUUGAGGAUAUGAAAGAAAUAAUGGUGGUUCUUCGAUUGAUUCUAAAUGCUCCUAAUCUUCAAGAACUUCAAAUUUCGGGUUCAUCGAAUUCAACAUCUGCAACAGAAGCUAGGGAUUUGGAUUUUUGGGAGAAUGAAUGGCCUUUUGAGUGCAGAUUUGAAAGGCUGAAGAUGGUGAAGAUGACAGAUAUGUCUGGUGUUCCACAUGAAAUGGGAUUCAUAGAGCUUUUACUUGGGAGUUCACCUGUUCUUGAGACUAUGAGCAUCACUCCAAGUGUUUAUAUGACUGAAGGAAGAACAAGAUUUUUGAUUCAGUUACUCAGGUUUAGAAGAGCAUCAUCAGGAGCUGAAAUCAUAUUUCUUCAAGAUCAAGUGUAGAUCUUUACAACAUUUAUUAUCUCAUGAUUGUAACUUGUUACAUGCUGAUAUGCAAAUCAAAGACUUGUAUGGAUUUAUGAACUCUGUGUUGAUGGCAUUAAGGUUUAUGGAGCUGAAAUCAUAUUUCUUCAACACAUGCUAUCCUCUCAAUAAUAAUGAAGUUUUUGCAUGUUCUUGAUCCAAACCCAAAAGGAAGAUACAUUUUGGAUGAG